AUAAACAUAACUACAAUCAUGAGUGUGGUCACCUUCAGCGGCAAUCAUGAUUCUCCAAUUGCACCAGCAAGAUUAUUCAAGGCUUCCAUUACUGACUCUAAGAACUCGAUGCCUAAAAUCGUGCCAGAGCAUGUCAAGAGCAUAGACACCAUUGAAGGCAGUGGAGGCGCUGGAAGUGUCAAGCAAAUCAACUUAGUUCAAGGUGGUUAUCUGAAACUUAAGGUGGAGGCGCUAGACGAGAGUUCAUUCACCUACACCUAUAGCAUAUUUGAGGGAGAGGCCUUAACAGAUAAGAUUGAAAAGAUGCAAUUUGAGAUUAAGUUUGAGCCCUCAUCAGAUGGAGGAUCAAAAUGUACCAUGAAUACCAAGUGUUUUCCCAAGGGUGGCGCUGAGCUCAAUGAAGACAACUGCAAAGCCGCGAAAGAUAAGGUCCUGGGGUUGUACAAGGCUGUGGAGAACUACCUCGUUCAAAAUAAAGAUGCAUAUGCUUAGUUAAUUAGUGUUGUAAUUCUCCAACCUACGUUUUUCUGAGGAAACUUGCUUGUAUCUGCUGGCCUUAUGCGGUCUGAGAUUGUAAUAAAGAUACCUGCAUAGCUGCAUUGUUCAUCCAUGUUCAGUUUCAAAAUGUUGGAUGAAAUAGUUGCUACACUGAUAUAAUAUUCGACAUCCAAAUGAUUUUACAUGAUUCAGUUGUCAUC
Daucus carota subsp. sativus is the source of this 698-nucleotide messenger RNA. Its product is annotated as major strawberry allergen Fra a 1.07-like. Gene Ontology annotation, molecular function: abscisic acid binding; protein phosphatase inhibitor activity; signaling receptor activity. Gene Ontology annotation, cellular component: nucleus; cytoplasm. The record is from RefSeq and is a predicted model, not a curated record. The transcript has 2 exons. NCBI's taxonomy places the organism in Eukaryota, Viridiplantae, Streptophyta, Magnoliopsida, Apiales, Apiaceae. Gene Ontology annotation, biological process: defense response; abscisic acid-activated signaling pathway. The coding region runs from base 19 to 492 and encodes 157 amino acids.